GAGCUGCUGCCGCUGCGUCGAGCCACACGGAGGAGCGGUGGGGGUGGUGGUGGCGGCGUCUCUCUCCGCGUUCGUUCAAACGUCUCCCGUUCCUCUCGUUUAUAUCGCUUCGCGCUACUUUCUUCACGUGAAUUUUAACAAGACGACGACAACGACAAGCGAGCGAGCGAAUCCCGCUUUUACUCCGCACAACCCUUAAUUUCAACCCAAAGUCAUCGCCUUUAACGAGACGAGCAUCAUCAGCAUGGCGUGCGCGGUGGCUACCCCAUUGCUGGAGCCGAUGGACGACUUCCCGGCGUGGCUGGAGGCGCAGGGCGUGAACGAGGAGGUGGCCCGGGCCAUGGACUCGGAGCUGGGCAUCCGGGACUACGGGGUCCUGCGCGCCUGCGUCGGGGACGGCCUCGUGCGUGCCGAGCUGCUGGCCGCGGCGCGCGACCGCCUGCCCUUCGGCUUCUACGCCGUGCUGCGGCAGGUGGUGAAGGCCCUGCGGGGCGCCGAGACCCACGAUGACGAUGAUGAUGCUGCCGCCUGCUCCCCGGGCGACGUGACGCUGGGAGGGCUGGUGGACGCGCUGCUCGCUCUGUUCAGCGGCCUGAGCCGGGAGCUGCUGCUGUGCGUGGGGAGGCUGGGCGAGUGGGAUGGACUGACCCAUCCCACAGCUUUAUCAGCCACAGGCGCUGACAGUCCUGAAGAUGUGGGGCUGGGAGCCAUGGAUGACCAAGAAACCAGUGAUGGGGAUUUCACUUCAACCGCAAGAGCGGUCGCUCCAAUGGAUGCAGCAGAUGAUUUUGUUGCCUGUCCAGCGGAAGGUGAGGCUGGGGCUGGCCAGUUGUUAUCCGGUGAGCGCUUAAACCACAAUAAGACGUUGACUGUCAUCAAAGUUGAGACCAGCGAAGAGGAGAAGUGGAACCCAGUUGCAGACUUCGAAGGUUUGGACCCCGGGCAGAUGUUGCAGAGAGUGAAAACGGAAACCCGCGGAGGCACGAAGAGCUCCCACGAGCGCUGGCAGCCCGUCGCCGCGGACGCCAGCUCUCUGCGGGACGCCCAAGCGGCGGACGUGCCCGCCGUGGGCAGUUUACCCGCGCAGCGUCGGCGGCCGACGUUUGGCAGAACGCGCGUCGGCAACGCCACGGCCACCACGAGUGGCGGCGCGUUCGAGACCGAUCAGCAGCAGCUCGCGAUGGGAUACGCCCAGGACGAGAAGGCCGCGGACAUAGACGUGCCUCUCCCGCAGGAGGAGCAGCAGCAGCAUCAGCACCACGACGACUUUGCCUUCGCCGUCGACGGUCUAUCGCCGGCGUUCGAGCCGAUUCGACGGCGUUCGCUGAAGGUGGCUGCGGGCAAGAAGCUGUUCGGCUGCCGGGUUUGCGGUCACUUCUUCUCGAUGAGGUGCAGCCUGGUCCGCCACCAGCGCUUGCACACGGGCGAGAAGCCCUACUCGUGCAGCGUGUGCAACCACCUGUUCUCCUCGAGCUCGCACCUCAAGUCGCACGAGCGUACGCACACGGGCGAGAGGCCGUACCGCUGCGAGGUUUGCAAGCAGAACUUCUCGCAGCUGAGCACGCUGAGGCGCCACGAGCUGACGCACACGGGGGAGAGGCCUUACCGCUGCGGCGAGUGCGAGCAGACUUUCACGCGCAAGAACGUCCUGAGGAAGCACGAGCGUACGCACGAUAGCAAGAGGCCCUUCCACUGCGGCGGGUGCGGGCAGAGCUUCGGCAAAGCGUCGUCUUUGAAGUUUCACCAGCGCACGCAAGUGGCGUGCUCCCAAGUCGGUGAUUUAAACUGAUUGUUUUUUUUAACCAAGUAAGGCCCUGCUGUGAUGAUGAAGAAGAUGGCUUAUUGAACCUCCUGCAUAACAAGCGAGGGAAAUAUCACCAGAUUUGAAGCUUUCGUGACUGCAAGGAUUCAUAUUCUUAGGUUUUUUCGGUAAAUUUCGAUUUAAAGCUUUCGUGACUGCAGGGAUUCAUCUUCUUGGUUCUUUCGGUAAAGUCACGUAGA
Molecule: messenger RNA, 2001 nt
Organism: Lethenteron reissneri (Far Eastern brook lamprey)
Lineage: Eukaryota; Metazoa; Chordata; Hyperoartia; Petromyzontiformes; Petromyzontidae
Product: transcriptional repressor RHIT-like
Biological process (GO): regulation of transcription by RNA polymerase II
Molecular function (GO): RNA polymerase II cis-regulatory region sequence-specific DNA binding; DNA-binding transcription factor activity, RNA polymerase II-specific
Source: RefSeq, a predicted model, not a curated record